GAGUACAAACAAACAUCACUACCGGUGGUGUAUAAGCCACAACGGAGCGAAGACGAGACCCAAUAGCAUUCGUUUAUUAAGUCGAUAACAACUUAUCACAGAGAUAAGCGACUAAUAAGAGGGUCGUCCGUCGUCUUCUCCGUAGCUCGGCUGAAGAUAGGCCUUAUCGGGGGUGUAUCUUGUCUCACGGCGGGCCUGAUCAUUGUGUGUCUUUCAGCUUUAUUUUGCGUAAAGUGAAGUCGUGCAGAGGGUGAUUUUGGCGAACGAGAACAACAUCACAUUGCCAGAGGAACCGACCCGGAGAUGAUGUCCAAAUUGUUCGAUGAGACAAGCUCCAGUGGUGGAAAUGCUGUUCGGAAUGCGUUACUGGUAGCAGCCGGAGUUGGAGUAGCCACCCUAGCCGGGUAUGGCAUCUACAAGCUAGCGCUGAAAUACCUGGAAAACGUUCCACCCAAAGAAUGGCGCCGGGUAGGCGAGAUAACCGACCUCCACGUCUACCCCAUCAAAUCGUGCGGUUCCGUCCGCGUCAGCGAGAUCAACUGCUCCAACCUGGGACCUCGGAUCGCUCUUCUUCGGGACCGUAUCUUCAUGGUGGUUCAAUCCGAUGGAUCGUUCAUCACCGGUCGUGGCCACCCUUCGCUGGUAAUGGUCCAGCCUCGGUUUGACGAGAACCACGAAACGAUGACCCUGUCGGCGCCGGGAAUGAUGGACAUCAGUGUGGACGUGAAGCGAUUACUAUCCGUAGAACCGGUUAAGGCCUCCGUUUGGGGUCAGACUGUGACGGCGGUCGAUUGCGGUGAGGAAGUCGCCCGGUGGUUGUCCCGAUUCAUCCUGAGCGAAGAUUUCGGUCUACGCUUGAUGUUCUAUCCACUGGACUACCCCACACGAGAUGUCCGGGAGAAGAACAAGAUUCACCUCAAGUUGACUGCUCGGGAUUCGGGGGCUCUGCACGACGCUACCAGUUAUAUGUUGCUGUCGGAAGCGUCGGUUACGGAUGUGAACUCGAGGUUGGAGAAACCGGUGACGGCUGUGCAGUACCGGCCGAAUAUGGUCGUGAAGGGACCAGGGGCGUUCGAGGAAGACGACUGGAAGUGGAUCAAAAUUGGGGAGACGAUCUACAAGAAUGUGAAACCGUGCACCAGGUGAGUCAGAUAUGAUAGCAUGGUGAUAGCCUUGACUUUGUCUAGUUCUGGUUGUAGCUGGCUAUACUAUCAGUUAUUGUUUUGUCAAACUGUUGUUAUCGGGAUGAGCUUGAUUGUAUACAUCUGAGGGGAAGCUGAUGUAAUAACUUUUAAUAUUGUAGAUCCUCAUGUUGCCAACCACAAUGGUCUGAAUUAUCAAUUUUUAAGGAGAAAAACUUGUAUUUCUCUUCUCGCAAAAUUUAGAUGAUGGGUGUUUUCCAAAGAGUGGUUUGCAAUCAAUGAUGGUUGCACCUUUGUCCUAAAUAGUUGAAUAUGGUGAUUGGUGGUCGGUCACCAUCCCCACACUCUUUUAUCCAUAAAAGUUACGUCGCAAAGGAUGCGGCAAUAGUGCUGGAUAACGUAAAUAGACAAUUGAUGAACAGUUAAAACUGGAGUUUUUGAUCUAAUACUUUUUUGUGCCUUAUUCUAUGGUAGUUGAAACGUAUCCACUGAACUUCCAGAUCUUAUUAUUUCGUAUCAUUGCCAUUGUAUUUUAUUUUUCUUACAUUUCAUUUUCUAUGAGAUUUAAGGAGUAUCAGAAUGUUUUAGAGGAAUUUCAAUGGAGUUUUAGAGAUGGUUCUGAGGGAUCUUCAACAUUUUAAGGCGGUUUUUGGCGAGGGGACUACACAACGAAACUUGGGUUGAUGAUAAUAAAAAAUUCUCUGAAAAUGCA
Aedes albopictus (Asian tiger mosquito) is the source of this 1854-nucleotide messenger RNA. RefSeq names its product mitochondrial amidoxime reducing component 2. The transcript is spliced from 4 exons. Gene Ontology annotation, molecular function: pyridoxal phosphate binding; molybdenum ion binding; catalytic activity. The record is from RefSeq and is a predicted model, not a curated record. NCBI's taxonomy places the organism in Eukaryota, Metazoa, Arthropoda, Insecta, Diptera, Culicidae. Bases 304 to 1146 code for a protein of 280 amino acids.